AUGGUCGACAGAGCACACAAGCCCUCAGCACUCUCGCCCAGCACCACGGGCCCCCAGCCUAGGGUCAACUCGGAUGGCAAGAAGGUCACAGCCAGCCUGCCCAGCGGCGACUCAGUCGAGGUGAUGCUGUACGGCGCCACGGUCAUCUCAUGGAAGAACAACGGCAAGGAGAACAUGUGGUUGAGUUCCAACGCCAACCUCGAAGGCAAGAAGGCCAUCAGAGGCGGUGUCCCUGUCGUCUUCCCCAACUUCGGGCCUGCCCCCAAGAACCACGCCACAUCGAGCCUCCCUCAGCACGGCUUUGCACGCAUCUCCAGCUGGGAGUACCUUGGCACUACCUCGUCCGAGUCCGGCAACCAGGGCAAGGGCAGUGACGACUCAAUCCGCCUUGACUUUGGCUUGACACCGAACAACCUCAGCGAUGACAUGAAGAAGGCAUGGCCCUACGACUUCAGCCUGCAGUACAGCGUUACUCUGUCCAAGGAUGGUCUGCAGACUAUGCUGAACGUCCGCAACGAAGGCGACAAGCCUUUCGAUUUCCAGACUCUCUUCCACACCUACUUUGCCGUUCCCGACAUCUCCAAGGUCAAGGUCACCGGCCUCUCAGGCAUCAGAUACAUUGACAAGAUCCUCAACGCUACUGAGCACGAUUCCAAGGGUAACGAACUCCGCUUCGAGGGCACCGUCGACCGCGUCUACAAGUCCUUCACCCAAGACACCACCUCCAUCCUCGUCGACGACAAGCCCCGCCUCGAUGUCAUCAGAGACAACAUGCAGGACACUGUUAUUUGGAACCCUUGGAAGGAGGGCGCCGAGGCCAUUGCCGACUUCGAGCCCAAGGACGGCUACAAGAACAUGGUCUGUGUCGAGGCAGGUGCUGUCAACGGCUGGAUCACCCUUGAAGCUCAAGAUGGCUUCGAGGCUGGCCAGAUCCUCAAGAGCUACCUGUAAACGAAAAGUACGCAUCGGGCACUUUAUUCCGUCAGGAUACAAACGCGACAUGAUAGUGAUGAAGGAGGAUGGCACGUUUCAGCGGCACGCAUGCAUAGUAGAUUGGCUCUAGUCCAUCUCGUUCUAGUAUAGACAUAAUCAAAAUCUAAAGUCAUCAAC
Aureobasidium pullulans EXF-150 is the source of this 1110-nucleotide messenger RNA. Its product is annotated as galactose mutarotase-like protein. Lineage: Eukaryota; Fungi; Ascomycota; Dothideomycetes; Dothideales; Saccotheciaceae. Gene Ontology annotation, biological process: carbohydrate metabolic process. The record is from RefSeq and is a predicted model, not a curated record. The transcript is spliced from 3 exons. Gene Ontology annotation, molecular function: carbohydrate binding; isomerase activity. The coding region runs from base 1 to 951 and encodes 316 amino acids.